AUGGAAGGCCAUAUGAGCAAGAAGAGCCCUGAAACAUCUUCUGCUAUCAAUCUCGGUACCAAUUUACAAGACAUAACUGAUCAAUUGAGCUCAGGUGAGGCAGCUUUCAAGGUUGAUUCAGGCUUGCAUUCCUUUGAUACCAAUCAAGUCAUCAUAGCUACUGCAGGAGGUUGA
This is a messenger RNA of Prunus armeniaca (apricot), 174 nucleotides long. NCBI's taxonomy places the organism in Eukaryota, Viridiplantae, Streptophyta, Magnoliopsida, Rosales, Rosaceae. The record is from the annotation of a GenBank genome assembly.